This is a messenger RNA of Sipha flava (yellow sugarcane aphid), 1094 nucleotides long. RefSeq names its product zinc metalloproteinase nas-13-like. The record is from RefSeq and is a predicted model, not a curated record. Bases 73 to 1035 code for a protein of 320 amino acids. Gene Ontology annotation, biological process: proteolysis. Gene Ontology annotation, molecular function: zinc ion binding; metalloendopeptidase activity. The transcript is spliced from 6 exons. Lineage: Eukaryota; Metazoa; Arthropoda; Insecta; Hemiptera; Aphididae.
GCAUCAAACGUCGUAGUGUUAAAGUCGUUGCAAAACAAGAUAAACAUUUACAUUUGUUCGUCGGCUCGAAAAAUGAACAUGAAAUUGUUUUUGUGGUUUGUAACGAUAUGUUUGCCAUUGGUGAUGACGCAGCCCGUGAAUUUAAGAGCGGAAGAGGAAGAAAAUGAAGUGCAGGACAACGGUGGCGAAUCGGACCUGUUCAAUGGCUUAGUUCAUUUAGGAACUGCAAUUUUCGGCACUCCGGACAUCAAGUCGGGCGAAGCCGUGUCGAAAUGGAAAGAAACCAGUCAAUUAAAUCCGGAAGAAAUGGGCGAGUAUGCUGAGGGUGACAUAUUGCAUCCUAUAGGAAAUUCAAGAAAUGGAUUGAAAGCCACAUCCUCCAGAUGGCCCAAAGGCGUCAUUCCUUAUGAAAUAAGCCCGUAUUUUGGAGCCAAUGAUAGACAAAUGAUAUUGAGUGCAAUUGAUGAUUACAAAAAGCUUACAUGCCUAAAGUUCACCCCGAGAACAUCUUCUGACACCGAUUACAUUUAUUUUACUAAUGGUAACACAGGAUGUUGGUCAUCAGUGGGUAAAAUUGGCGGAAGACAAGAAGUAAAUUUACAAAGUCCAGGAUGUUUGUCUAAAAAAGGAACGGUAAUACACGAAAUGCUUCAUGCUGCUGGGUUCAUGCAUGAACAAAAUAGACCAGACAGAGAUAAGUACGUGACAGUCAACUACGGCAACAUUCAGUCAGGAAGAGAAAAUAAUUUUGAAAAAGCUCAAAGUUCAUUGAUUGACAAUCAAGGUAUAGGAUAUGAUUACCGUAGCGUUAUGCAUUAUUCGGCAAACGCUUUUUCUAAAAAUGGUCAACCUACAAUCGAUCCCAAGUCACAAGGAGUUUCAAUGGGCCAGAGGGAAGGUUUGAGUAGAAAAGAUAUUCAAAAGAUACAGAAGAUGUACAACUGCAAAAGUUCGAAUUAUUUGGAUUCGAAUUCGGAUUCGGGAACGGGAAACAAUGUGUUUGGAGCUGUCCAAAGUUGGUUGCCGUUUAAAUAAUUAAAAUGGAAUUUAAUAAGAAAAUAUAUAUAAAAUAAACACUUUGGUUUUUCUAUCAA